GUUUCUGUGCCCGCUGGCUGCCCGCCGGCACCGUGCCCGCGGGCACGCCCCCCGAGCACCUGGCGCAGGUGGCACAGGGGCUCUGCUUCGCCGGGCUCGUGUCCCUCAUCGACCCCCCCCGCGCCACCGUGCCCCAGGCCGUGCGCAAGUGCCGGACGGCCGGCAUCCGGGUGAUCAUGGUGACCGGUGACCACCCGGUGACGGCCAAGGCCAUCGCGGCGCAGGUCGGGAUCAUCUCCGAGGGCAGCGAGACCCCCGAGGACGUGGCCGAGCGCCUGCACCUGCCCCUGGAGCAGGUACAGCCCAGCCAGGCCCGUGCCCGCGUGGUCACCGGCUCCGAGCUGGCGGCGCUGCCCCCGGGGGCGCUCGAGGAGCUGCUCCGCGCCCACCCCGAGAUGGUUUUCGCCCGACGGCGUGCCCAGCAGAAGUUGGUCAUCGUGGAGAGCUGCCAGCGCCUGGGCGCCAUCGUGGCGGUGACGGGCGGCGACGGCGUGAACGACUCGCCGGCGCUGAAGAAGGCCGACAUCGGCGUGGCCAUGGGCAUCGCCGGCUCCGACGCCGCCAAGAACGCGGCCGACAUGAUCCUGCUGGACGACAACUUCGCCUCCAUCGUCACGGGGGGCCGGCUGAUCUUCGACAACCUCAAGAAGUCGAUCGCCUACACGCUGACCAAGAACAUUCCGGAGCUGACGCCGUACCUGAUCUACAUCACGGCCAGCGUGCCCCUCCCCCUGGGCUGCAUCACCAUCCUCUUCAUCGAGCUCUGCACCGACAUCUUCCCCUCGGUGUCCCUGGCCUACGAGCGCGCCGAGAGCGACAUCAUGCACCUGCGGCCCCGCAACCCCCGGCGCGACCGCCUGGUCAACGAGCCCCUGGCGGCGUACUCGUACUUCCAGAUAGGUGCCAUCCAGUCCUUCGCGGGUUUCACCGAUUACUUCGUGGCCAUGGCCCAGGAGGGCUGGUGGCCGUACCUGGUGCUGGGGCUCCGCCCCCGCUGGGAGGACGCCGACGAGCAGGAGCUGCAGGACAGCUACGGGCAGCAGUGGGGUGCACGUUCUGAGCAGCGGCGCUACCAGCAGUACACCUGCUACACCGUGUUCUUCAUCAGCAUCGAGAUGUGCCAGAUCGCCGACGUGCUGAUCCGCAAGACGCGGCGGCUGUCGCUGUUCCAGCAGGGGCUCUUCAGGAACCGGACCCUGCUGGUGGCCAUCGUGUUCCAGGUGUGCAUCGGCUGCUUCCUCUGCUACUGCCCCGGCAUGCCCAACGUGUUCAACUUCAUGCCCAUCAGGUUCCAGUGGUGGUUGGUGCCGAUGCCCUUCGGGCUCCUUAUCCUCGUCUACGACGAAAUCCGGAAACUCGGAGUGCGGAGACACCCGGGCAGUUGGUGGGAUCGAGAACUUUACUACUGAGAAGAACACCUGGGCACA
Messenger RNA from Melozone crissalis (California towhee), 1427 nucleotides. RefSeq names its product potassium-transporting ATPase alpha chain 1-like. Gene Ontology annotation, molecular function: P-type sodium:potassium-exchanging transporter activity; ATP hydrolysis activity; ATP binding. The record is from RefSeq and is a predicted model, not a curated record. NCBI's taxonomy places the organism in Eukaryota, Metazoa, Chordata, Aves, Passeriformes, Passerellidae. Gene Ontology annotation, biological process: potassium ion import across plasma membrane; sodium ion export across plasma membrane; proton transmembrane transport. Gene Ontology annotation, cellular component: membrane.